Molecule: messenger RNA, 231 nt
Organism: Soboliphyme baturini
Lineage: Eukaryota; Metazoa; Nematoda; Enoplea; Dioctophymatida; Soboliphymatidae
Source: the annotation of a GenBank genome assembly
AUGCUGCUUAACGUCGACAAGAACUGCACUGUGCUACAGUAUGAAGACACAAUCGUUGACCUGUGCUACCACAUGAAAUAUAUGUACGUUGGCGAUAGCAUCCGCUCCGAAACCGACCGCAUAAUCACUCAGUUGCGUCCAUCGCUACAGCUGAAGCUGCGCUACAUCAGCAACAUCAACAUCGAUCAUGGCAGCGGUGGGACUAGCUCCGUUACCUCUUCGACCGGUUGA